This is a messenger RNA of Tuber aestivum (summer truffle), 3087 nucleotides long. The record is from the annotation of a GenBank genome assembly. Lineage: Eukaryota; Fungi; Ascomycota; Pezizomycetes; Pezizales; Tuberaceae.
AUGGGCAAUUCAAAAUCCACCCCGAUCAACAACCCCUACACCGGCCUCCCACGGGUCCCCACGGCCACCACGGACCCCUCCGCCUCUAGCGAUAAGCGCGACAGGACACUAACCCACCUCCUACGGCUAAACCACCACAACCACACCCUCCUGUACUCGCAGGAGCUGCGCUUCCACAACCACCUCCCGCACGCCCUGGGCAGCGCCUACCUCCUCGGCGCGCCCAGCGAGCACCUGACGAAGCUGUACGAGAGCGAGAGCGAACCGCUGGAGCCCUGGCCGCCCACAACGCCCGGUGAGAUCGCGCGGGACCACUGGCGCGAGCACGUCUCGGACCGCCGCUACCAGCGCGCCUACCUGGACUUCUUCGAGGAUGAGCUGGUACGGCUCGGGUACGACUGGCGGAGGGUCGUGGCGGAGUACCUCUUCCGCGGACCGGAACCGCUGAUAUUCGGCGGGAUGGGCGGGCUGGGUCACCCGCUCAUACACCUCGGCUACGCUUUCGAGCUUGGGAGCAAGGAGGUGGGGAUGGAAGCUCUGUCGCUGUUUGCGACGAAUUAUAAUCUGCUGCAUGGGUAUUUUGAUGUGGAGUUUUCCACUGCUGGUGGUGAUGGUGUGCCGGCUGAUGGCUCGUCCCUUACUACUACGACGACUGCGUGCGUGUGUAGCGACCCGUUGGAGAUAAUCGGCAGGAUUGGGGCGGAUCCCGCCUUCCGUGGCAUAUUCUCCCACCCCGGUUCGGAUAAUAUCGCCCUUCUGCUCCAACUCCGGGAGAAGGAGGUGCUCGCCUACUACCACCAGUUCGAGAUCGUGUCCCCCGCCGAUGCCCACAAAUCCUUGAAUCGCCUCGCUGCGCUACUGCUCACUUGCUCGCACGAUCCCGGCCGGCCGGAGUUCGACUUCUUCGUCGUUCACCUGACCACAGUUUCCUACGCCAUCCGCACCCUGCUGCCCGAGGCGCCGGAGGAGUAUGCGCUGCCGCUGGUCAAGAUGCACUGGUUGUUCAUCAUCGUGGUCUACGUGGCUCAAUUGAUGAGGGGGGUGCGGCCGGAGUUACUGGAGGGGGUGGAUCUGCGUGGGAGGGGGUGGGCGGAUGUAGUGCACAAGGCGCUGGAUAGGGGAGAGGGGAGUGGAAGUGGCGGGAAGAUGGAGGAUGCGCACUAUUUGAAAGGUAUAUUUUCCCUGCCUCUCCCUAUACAUACUUCCUCUCCCAAAACCCUUAUGGGAGGAAGCUGGCUGAUGGCGAGGAUAGCGGUGAGGGCGUUGAAGGACUCGGCACAGCUGUGGAAGGAUCAGGAAGAGUUUUACCUGAAGGCUGCUGUCAAGUUUGCUUGGGAGUUUGAGAGGUGGUCUUUUGGGAGUGAGGAGGGGCAUAAUUGAUUGAUUUGUUCAUACCCAUUCUAGUAUUACCUCUUGUUGGGCAUUAUUUUUAUGGCGUUUCAUCGUGGAAAUCUUUGCUCCCAUCGUUAAACACCAAGCAAGCCUGCCACUCUUUUUUCACAUCACAAAAACUCACUCGCCUUGGAAGGCAAUGAGGGAAAGAAAGGGAGAAAAGGUUUCUGAAGGAUGUAUAUACACAACAGUAAAUCUAAACAUCUCUAACAUACCCGUAAUCACCCUCACCCUCGGACCUAGCGCCCUGAAACCUCUUACCGAGCACACGAAACUUGCUCAAGAAGGCAUCGGUAUCGACAUACGCCCCCUUCAACCACCUCUCCCCGCUGCUGGGAUCAAACGCCCUCCUGGCAUGCAACACCCUGCGAUUAGCGAAAACAGCGCACACGCCCUCCCUCAGCGUGACGUCGAACUGCGCUUUCGGAUCACCCACGCCGUCCGCGAACAUCUCCAGCGCGCGGAGGAACAGCCUGAAUCUCCCCGCGAAGAGCGGGUCCGUGGGUGCGUCCUCGAACGCGGCCUGGAAGGGCGGGGAGUAGUUGACGUGCGCGAUGCGUUUGUUGGCGCGGUAAUCCGUGUCGUCGAGGGCCACGACGGGGUGCAUGUGGUGGUAGUGGUGGCCGUCGUUGUGGUAAUGGUACGGGACCGGGUACGUCAGUAGUGAAUUCCAGAGUGAGUAGCUGGUCAUGCGGACUGCCGUCGCCGCGCGGAAGGAGUCUGCAAAGUAGGAUUCGCCGCCCGUCACCGUGUUCUUCAGGCAGUGGAGGAAUUGCACGCCCGGCGGGGAGGAAAAGUAUAGGAGGUCCAUGUGUAGGCCCAAGUUCAGGCUCGUGUAGGCUAUGUUCUUGCUCUCCGGGAGGGACUUGACGUCCCAGGUCUUUCCGUAGAAUGUGUUUUUCAGGGGGCCGAUUCGCUCGGCGAUUCUCUCCACCGAGGACUCCUCGCUCGGUACGUUUUUCAAGAAGAACAGGCCAUAGACUGAGAGGGCUUUCAACGCUCUGUGUAGCCCUUCGUCGUCGUUCGAGAAGUACUCUUCCCAGUCCAGCCACAUCACGUCCCCCUCCAUCACGUCCCUAUCCCAUAGGACCAGGCUCCUAUCGUUGAACCGGUGCCGUACGAUGUGCCGGUGGUCCGAGUACCUUAGCAGGAACUCGGCGCUGUAGAGGCUGGUGUGGUUUUCCCGUCGCGGGUUCGCCACUGGGAUGUCGGUCUCUGGAUCCCAGGUCACCCGCAGCGCACCGUCGUCCAGCGUCAUUGCCGUAAGCGGCCGUAUGUCCUGCGGUAUGUCACUGGUUUGGAAGAGCUUCUGCCGGGUUGAGGGAUCCACACAGUGAGCGCAAGCGCAGGCAUCUCGCAGGAAGACGUUAUCGAAGGCGUGGGGCAUGCCAUUUAGUAUCAGGUCUACACGCUUGGUGUUGGUGAGCCGUGCGCCUUUGGCUUUCGGAUCGCGGGCGAUUGCGGUGUGGAGCUUAGGCUUUUUUGGUUUGUUGGUGUUUCUGUAGGUGCCGCCGCUGGUGCUGCUGCCGGUGGUAGUAGCAGUGGAGGUCGAGUAUUGGAGAGUUGGGAGGAGGAAGGCUGGUGAGGUGAUGGCGGUGAUGCCCAGUGGGGGGAAGAAUUGCGGUGUACUGCCUUGUUGGCGAGGAAGGAGUGAUCGUAGUAUUCGUCUAAAGGGGCUCAUAGCUGAUUGCUCAU